AUGCAGAUUCCUGACAGAGUGUGUGAGCGCUACAGUGGACUAGGGGAUCAGUCAGUGGAGUGUGUGUUUGUAAGAAAGUCCUUUCCUAACUGCAGACAUGGAGACCCAUUUCCUGAUGAGAGUGUUGUGAGUCCGGCGCAGCCCUGUCGCGCCCACAGCGUCCCCUCUCGGCCCGGGUGGGCCACCACGCCCCCCCGGCCUCCUCCAUGAAGGGGUAUCACGUCAGCCGCAGCCUGUCCCAGCACUCUUCUGGCGGGGGGCACACACAAUGUGACCCCGGCCCUGGCUCCGUCCGAGAGUACCACCGCCACCCCUCCGAGCACUACGACCGGGCGGGGCACCCCUUCUACCCCUCCGGUGGUCCCCCAGAACCCCUAGCUCUGGAGCAUCGUUCCCAAACCCACUCUGGAGGGGGGACGUUCCCCCGCUCCCACCCCAGCCAGCACCCACCGACCCAGCAGUUGUACGACUCGUGUGAGGAUUGUCUGUCCACGGUGGUGGGUCACGGGGGUAAGAUGCACCGCCAGGAUCAGUUUGAGAAGCAGCUUCCCUUCCACCCUGACGGGUUUCACACCUUGCAGUACCAGAGGAGGGCCAGCGGGACAGAGCAGCGCAGCGAGAGCCCAUCCCGUAUCCGUCACCUGGUUCACUCGGUCCAGAAACUCUUCGCCAAGUCCCACUCCCUCGAGGCGCCGUCGAAGAGGGAAUACAACGGUACACGAGGAGGGGAAUACCGAGAAAGAGGAGGAGGAGGGCCCAGGAGCGGAGGAGAGGAGGGUGGCGGGCAUAACAAUUCGGGCCACCAAUCCCGCUCGGCGAGGCGCAGCAAGUCCCGCGAGCGCUCCAAGAGCGGGGACGGGCGCCAUGAAUCCUCCGGCCGGCGGCACAGGAGCCGAACUGUGGGUUGGUGGAGCUCCGACGACAACCUCGAUAGUGACAGCAGCUUCUUGGUAACCGGGGGCAACACCGGUCCGGGUGGUCGAAGUGGCGGGCGAGGCGGGUACCCCACGGGCCACGAGAGUCUGGACGCUGCUAUCCAGGAGCUGACCAUGAAGAAACUGCCCAAGCAGGGGAGUGUACCACCGGGCCCCGGGCCGGGGGAGUGCAUGGCCUGUACCACUCUGGCCCUGGCAGGGGGGGAGGGUGGCGGAGGGGGAGGGUACCAUGGAGGGCCAGGGCAACACUCGCUGAAGAGGAGCACGUGGUCGGCCAUGACGGUCAGCCAGGCUAGAGAGGUGUACCCAUCGUCUGUCCGGGGAGGAGGAGGAGGAGGAGGCUAUGACAAGGCCUUGGUGCCUCUGGAGAACAAACUGAAGGAAAGGACCUUUCACUACCUACAGGUCCCGUCAGACGGGGUGGAGUGGGGUGGUCCUGACGGAGGGAGUGAGAUCCCCUGCAGGCGCAUGCGGAGCGGCAGCUACGUCAAGGCCAUGGGAGACGAUGAUAGCCAGGACUCUGACCCCAGUCCUAAAGCCUCUCCUAAAACCACCGUCAUCGCCCAGAGAGAGGCCUUCAGACGUUCUGUCAGCAUGGACCACAGGUCAUCCACCACCAAGUACUCAUGUAAACAGUGUGUAGAUUCUACUCUACCCUACGCUAACAGUCGAACCAAGCCCAAAAGUCACGCACGCUCUCGGAGCUACACACGCUCUCUGACCAGCUCACAGCUGGGUGACUCUCUGAAUCGUCAGUUUGAGGCGGUGUGUGAGACCAUGUUUGGAGAGAUAGAGAGUCAGGCGGUGGAAGCCUUGGAUCUACCUGGAUGCUUCCGGACCCGUUCCCAUAGUUACGUCCGCGCCAUCCAGGCCGGCUGUUCCCAAGACGACGACUGCCUGUCCGUCUUCUCCAUAUCGGGACCCCAGGGUAGCAUUAAGGGAGGGGCCGUUUUCCCAUACCGUAAGGGUGGUCCUCCCCCUCUCCCUCCCCGUAUGUCCAAGCCUAUCAUCUCUGUGAGGGCUCAGAGUAGUACAGAGUCUACCCAGGAUACCUACUUCCAGAACACAGGCCAGCCUGCCCUGGGACGACCCAGACAACACCAUAGCCACUCUGUCGACCUUGGAAUCACUGAUGUUGUGGUCUCUGGUCAGCCCUCCAGAGAAGGAGGUUACUACACAGGAUCAGGACAAGGCCGCUCCCGCCAGCACUCCAACUCAGCCGAGAGUCUGGACGGGGUCCUCCGGGGUGGCCGGGAGCUGAUGCCCUAUGGAGGAGGAGGACAGGGACCCAUCAGAGUCAAACACAGCGGCUCCGCGGAUAGUCUCCUGGAGGGGCCCAGGGGAAGGGAGAGGGGAGAGAGGGAUGUGAGGCGGGCAGGGGGGAGUCUGUGGAAGUCUGCCUCCCUCCCACAGAACAGUAUGGUGCUGAGUAAGAUGGGAGGAGGAGGAGGAGGAGGAAGAGGAGGAGGAGGAAGGAAUUCGAGGCCUUCUAUCGCUGUACAGGUGGACAGCUCGGGGACCCUGUCAGACUCGGACGCGGAGAGCAAGGCUCUGAGAGAGGUUCACUCUAUAGGAGUGCAGGUGGAGGAGGACAAGAGGCGUGCUCGGUUCAAGCGCUCCAACAGCGUGACGGCCGGCGUCCAGGCAGACCUGGAUCCAGAGGGGGGUUACCCAGGCCUCACCAUCGCUGUUCCUACCCAGGAUAAGAGCCUCCAGUUCCCAGGCCUCACCAUCGCUGUUCCUACCCAGGAUAAGAGCCCCCAGUUCGGCUGCUCCUUCCAGAGACACUCCUCAGAGCCAGGGUCAGCCGACCAGUAUGCAGAGUACCAUCGCACGGUUCACACCCAGGGCCAGUGGGCCUACAGAGAGGACUACGUCCAGGAUGGUUACGCUUCGGACCACCACUCCCACCAGAUCCCCCUCCUGCCCCCGCGGGCCCACUCCCCCCUGCCCCUCGCAGCGGACCGUGGAGGCUGGACAGGUACACCCCAGCCCUCACUGGAAGGGGGCCCCCGUAGUCUACCUGACUCUGGUCGCGCCUCGCCCUGUCUGAGAGAUGGAGAGUUUUUCCUACGCCUCCUUCAGAUGGAGGUGGAGAGGAUGGAGGGAUGGUGUCAGAACAUGGAGAGAGAGGCGGAGGAGAACGAGCUGCCGGAGGAGGUUCUGGAGCUGAUCCGUAACGCGGUGGGCAGUGCCCAGAUGCUCAUGUCUCAGAAGGUGCAGCAGUUCUUCCGUCUGUGCCAGCAAAGCGUGGACCCCUCAGCGUACCCACAGCCCACUUCUCAGGACCUGUCCGGGCUCUGGGACCUGCUCCAACUCAACAUGGAAGACGUCAGGGUCAAGUUCCAGCACCUCCAGAGGCUCAAGGACUCCGGCUGGAGGCUUCCCCCAGACAAGAAGGACGACAAGAAGCUUCCUCCCCCACUACCAAAGAAGCCAGCAGGGGGAGUGAGCGGCAGUCUCCAUGCCGACAGCGUCAGCGACCCCUCAGUGGAACGAGGGGUAGGAGGAGGCGUAGGGGUGCUGGUGAUGGCCCGUAGCGGGGGUGUGGGACGGGCCGUGCCUGUCCGGGAGAAGUCCUUAGACCUGGGGGACAGACAGAGGACUGAAGCACGCAGGAGACUGCUCCAGACCAAGAGGUCAGCUUCCUUCAGACAGAACUCUGCCACGGAGAGCGCGGACAGCAUCGAGAUUUACAUCCCAGAGGCUCAGACCCGGCUCUGAACACAGAGAUACAGUCCUUUAUCCCAGUGAACAGAACCGACUCGGACCCGGCUCUGAACACGGAGAUACAGCCCUUUAUCCCAGUGAACAGAACCGACUCGGACCCGGCUCUGAACACGGGAACCGUCUAAACGUAGAGAUAAAACCUAUUUUCUGAGGAUCCUAAAUCAACGAAAAAUCUCCCAAGUUCCAUACAAUGAACCCACCUCAAUGACGAUAAGAGGCCAUACUGACUUUCUCAAGCCUUCACUGCUGGGAUGCUGGGUCCCAUCAUCAUGCUGUUCCAGGACAAGGCAAGACAGAAGGGCUGAGCAAGUGGUGGCCAUUUGUUGCCCUGGAACUUUGAAUCCCCAAUAAACAAACAGAACAAUCUGGAGCCAGAAUGGUGGCGACAGGAUCACAUUUAGUCGGAGAGAGAUGUAGAGCUGUAAAGUAGAAAGAAGUAUCACUGUUGUUUAUAUACAGUGACCGAAAGGGUGUAGUCAUGCAAUAGUAGCAUGUCUGUGCAUGCCUGUCCACCUAUAGCGUAGCCUAGCCAAGCCUGGAAUAGCCUAGCCUAUCUUAGCCUCUUAGCCCAUCUUAGCCACCUAGCCCAUCUUAGCCUCUUAGCCCAUCUUAGCCUCUUAGCCCAUCUUAGCCUCUUAGCCCAUCUUAGCCCAUCUUAGCCCAUCUUAGCCCAUCUUAGCCUCUUAGCCCAUCUUAGCCUAUCUUAGCCUCUUAGCUCAUCUUAGCCUCUUAGCCCAUCUUAGCCUCUUAGCCUAUCUUAGCCUCUUAGCCCAUCUUAGCCUCUUACCCAUCUUAGCCUGUUAGCCCAUCUUAGCCUCUUAGCCCAUCUUAGCCUCUUAGCCCAUCUUAGCCUCUUAGCCCAUCUUAGCCCAUCUUAGCCCAUCUUAGCCCAUCUUAGCCUCUUAGCCCAUCUUAGCCUAUCUUAGCCUCUUAGCUCAUCUUAGCCUCUUAGCCCAUCUUAGCCUCUUAGCCUAUCUUAGCCUCUUACCCAUCUUAGCCCAUCUUAGCCUCUUAGCCUAUCUUAGCCUCUUAGCCCAUCUUAGCCUCUUACCCAUCUUAGCCUGUUAGCCCAUCUUAGCCUCUUAGCCCAUCUUAGCCCAUCUUAGCCUCUUAGCCUAUCUUAGCCUCUUAGCCUCUUAGCCCAUCUUAGCCCAUCUUAGCCCAUCUUAGCCCAUCUUAGCCCAUCUUAGCCUAUCUUAGCCUCUUAGCCCAACGCCAUUUAGUUCAACGCCAUUUGGCUAGUUGGCUACAUCCUCUGAAGACUGUGUUUAAUACACACUCACUCAACAUUCAACUAUGGCUGUCAUUUAACCUACAUGCCUCCUACACAAGACUCAGUCAACACUCAUUCUCCUAAGGUUUCACGACUCCUUUCUCUUGGCCCGAGCAUCCAUCAAUCUACCAGCUGUCUGGGUAGCAGUGUACUGUUUGAAGGAGAGUUUGUAUGUUUUUUUUUUUUUUUUGUACAUCGUUUUGAACGAUGCUAUUCACCAGCUUUCUAGUGUGGCACGGUAUACUUGACAGCCAGAGAACAUCACAAACAAACAAAAAACUUUUGAAGCUGUUUUCUUUUUUUUAGAUAUUCCUUCUGAAGUGUAAAAGGUUUGGCAGUGGGUGCUAGGAUUCCAUUGCUGUUGUUGUUGUUGAGUUUUGCAGAAUAUUGAAAUUUCACAACAUGGGGAUCCUUUUUCACUGUGAGACAAUGGCACCCCCUGGUGGCCACAGGAGAAUCACAGAAUCACUUUGUCUGAGGAGAAAGGUGUGUGGGACUGGGGAAUAUCGGCCUCAUAAAAACAGAGACUUAUGUAGCAAAAAGGUCGAUGUACUUUUUUUUUUUUUAGAUAUAUUUAUUCAAUUUCCAACAAAAAAUGCUUUUUCAAGAUUGGAUCGCCAAAGCAAAAUGACAAAAUGAAUCCAAGAGCUGCCAAGGGCCCCAGACGAUUUCUCUGCCUGUCAGCCUCCUCCUCCCUCUAUGUAACUUCAGCCCAAGGUUCUCUUCAGGGGUGUCGAAGACCCAUCCCUCCGGCUGAGAGAGGGAUUAACUCUUUGCCCUCCUUUCUCUCUCUCUUCCUCUCCCCCUCUCUCUCUCUCUCUCUCUCUCUUCCUGUCUUCCUCUCUCUCCCUGUCUCUCAGAAGCCUUGUCAUGUGUUGCCUAUACAGUGAAAUCCACUCUAAUGUAACUAAAACCUUCCUCUCCAGAAUCUUUUAAGACCUAAUUCAAUGUCCCUUCUCUUUUCCCCUCUAAAAAGAGGGUUGGAAACCAGGGACGGAAACAGAGAGAAGGCACAGUACCAUACAGUAGGCUGGGUGGAUGCUCUGUGGGUCACAUGGUCUAUCUGUCUCCAGGAACAAAGGAAUUUUUGAUGAGUUUUUUUGCCCUAGAAAAUACUCAAGGGGCUCUGAAAACUGUGGAUUUGAAAAAAACAUUUAAAUUUAAGAGUAAAAAAAGAAAAAAAUAUGAUUUCCCUCCAAGCCGUGUGUUUGCACUUGCAAUUAUGGGUGACAUUUUGUGAUGAACAAGGGCUGCGUUUUGCAGUGUGUGUGUGUGUGUGUGUGUUGACUAGUGUUUUUGAGCGAUAUACUUGAAGCCCAAUUGUGAGAUGAUUCUGUUAGCAUGACCUGGCUUUUCUUUUCAUAUAAUCAGAAAAUGUAAUGAGCUAAAAAUGUAAUAUUUAAUGCGAGAUGUAUAUUUUAGUAUGUUAUUUACCUACAUUUCUAGAUUAGUAGAGAUGUAAAGAAAAUACACAUAGAAAGAUGUGGAAUACAGUAUUAUAAACUAUAGCAUUGUGUAAUAUUACGGCUAUUUGGCAUUAUACAGAAGUCUUUUUUUAAAUGUGAUUAAUUAACAUGGAGAAGUGGUAUGGUCCAAUUCACAGGGUAUAACUGAUUAAUUAACAUGUAGAAAUGGUAUGGUCCAAUUCACAGGGUAUAACUGAUUAAUUAACAUGUAGAAAUGGUAUGGUCCAAUUCACAGGGUAUAACUGAUUAAUUAACAUGUAGAAAUGGUAUGGUCCAAUUCACAGGGUAUAACUGAUUAAAUAACGUGGAGAAGUGGUACGGUCCAAUUCACAGGGUAUAACUGAUUAAUUAACGUGUAGAAGUGGUAUGGUCCAAUUCACAGGGUAUAAAUGGUAUGGCCCAAUUCACAGGGUAUAACUGAUUAAUUAACAUGUAGAAAUGGUAUGGUCCAAUUCACAGGGUAUAACUGAUUAAAUAACGUGGAGAAGUGGUACGGUCCAAUUCACAGGGUAUAACUGAUUAAUUAACAUGUAGAAAUGGUAUGGUCCAAUUCACAGGGUAUAACUGAUUAAUUAACAUGUAGAAGUGGUACGGUCCAAAUCACAGGGUAUAACUGAUUAAUUAACAUGUAGAAGUGGUAUGGUCCAAUUCACAGGGUAUAAAUGGUAUGGUCCAAUUCACAGGGUAUAACUGAUUAAUUAACAUGUAGAAAUGGUAUGGUCCAAUUCACAGGGUAUAACUGAUUAAUUAACGUGUAGAACUGGUAUGGUCCAAUUCACAGGGUAUAAAUGGUAUGGUCCAAUUCACAGGGUAUAACUGAUUAAUUAACAUGUAGAAGUGGUAUGGUCCAAUUCACAGGGUAUAACUGAUUAAUUAACAUGUAGAAGUGGUAUGGUCCAAUUCACAGGGUAUAACUGAUUAAUUAACAUGUAGAAGUGGUAUGGUCCAAUUCACAGGGUAUAAAUGGUAUUUGCUAUUUAACAAAUAUGCUCUUUAUAUCAAUAGUCCAACCCCUUUCUCUCUGUCUCUCUAUCUCUCUCUCUGUCUGUCUGUCUGUCUGUCUCUCUCUCUCUCUCUCGGUCUCUCUCUCUCUCUCUCUCGGUCUCUCUAUCUGUCUCUCUCUCUCUCUCUCUGUCUCUCUAUCUGUCUCUCUCUCUCCCUCUCUCUCUCUGUAUGUCUCUCUCUCUGUCUCUCUCACUAUCUUGCUGUCUCUCUAUCUCUCUCUCUUCCCAACUCCAUGUGCCUAACCAGCUAGAUGUGGGGUUUUUCCUGUAACGUACUAAAGGUUUAUACACAAAUAUGUAAAUACACUGAAAAUAUAUAUUAUAGAACAGUAUGUGGUUUAUUUGAGUUAGGCAGAGGUCUAUCUUCCCUUUGGAUAUCGCUGUAGUCCUUGCAUGUUUUUUUAGGACGGCCAAAUCUCUGUCUUUCUUUCCCCCUGUUAGUUUAACCACAAACCAGACUGAUAUAUAUAUCUCAGGGCCUUUUUCCCAUUUUGGAGACACUUCAAAUAUCAUUAAAUUGAAUACUUUUAUUUCUCCACUGAAUAACCUACCACAGCUGGUUUUGGCUGGGAUUCAAAUCCGAUCACGGAUUACAGGCAUCGAGGCUUUUAAAGCCAGUGAUCCCACGUUCGCAGAGAUUCCAUUCACAGUAAAUGCGGCAUAUGUUGGCUCGAUAGGAAAUGUCCUUUAUUAAAAAAGCUGCAAUGCUUGUAACCCCCAAACGCAGAUUGAAUUCCACCUGAGUUUCAAAACGUUCCCCUGCAUCCUAAGAUAUUGUGUUAGUGUUGAAACCUCUCAAGACAAACAAGCACAAAGACAGAAAUCACCUCUACUCUUUCCACUGUCAACAAUUCUCCAAACCCUGAAGACAAUUUUUUCCUAAGGAUUAUCUACUUUAAGCACAAGUACUACACAUGGAGGGACAUUUCACUCAGCCUCGAAACAGCCUGUUCAUAUUUCACCACCUUACUUUCAUCCCUCUGGAUAUUCUUUCAAAGGAAGUAACAACGUCGAAAUGAAUCAUAGUAUAACCUGGCCUUCUUGCCUUUUAACAGGUCUGUUAAAAACACCUUUUCUGCUGAUCGGUGCAACUGCCAUAGACAGUCAACUCCUCUACUCUCUGGGAUAGACAGUCAACUCCUCUACUCUCUGGGAUAGACAGUCAACUCCUCUACUCUGGGAUAGACAGUCAACUCCUCUACUCUGGGAUAGACAGUCAACUCCUCUACUCUCUGGGAUAGACAGUCAAGUCCUCUACUCUCUGGGAUAGACAGUCAAGUCCUCUACUCUCUGGGAUAGACAGUCAACUCCUUUACUCUCUGCGAUAGACAGUCAACUCCUCUACUCUCUGGGAUAGACAGUCAACUCCUCUACUCUCUGGGAUAGACAGUCAACUCCUCUACUCUCUGCGAUAGACAGUCAACUCCUUUACUCUCUGGGAUAGACAGUCAACUCCUCUACUCUCUGGGAUAGACAGUCAAGUCCUCUACUCUCUGGGAUAGACAGUCAACUCCUCUACUCUCUGGGAUAGACAGUCAACUCCUCUACUCUCUGGGAUAGACAGUCAAGUCCUCUACUCUCUGGGAUAGACAGUCAAGUCCUCUACUCUCUGGGAUAGACAGUCAACUCCUCUACUCUCUGGGAUAGACAGUCAACUCCUCUACUCUGGGAUAGACAGUGAACUCCUCUACUCUCUGGGAUAGACAGUCAACUCCUCUACUCUCUGGGAUAGACAGUCAACUCCUCUACUCUCUGGGAUAGACAGUCAAGUCCUCUACUCUCUGGGAUAGACAGUCAACUCCUCUACUCUCUGGGAUAGACAGUCAAGUCCUCUACUGUACGUUUGAUUUGCUGGACCUUCUUGGGUUCAACCAGACUGAGAUUCCCUCAUUAACAAUGGGCCUGGGUUCAACCAGACUGAGACUUCCUCUUUAACAAUGGGCCUGGGUUCAACCAGACUGAGACUCACUCUUUAACAAUGGGCCUGGGUUCAACCAGACUGAGACUCACUCUUUAACAAUGGGCCUGGGUUCAACCAGACUGAGACUCCCUCUUUAACAAUGGGCCUGGGUUCAACCAGACUGAGACUCCCUCUUUAACAAUGGGCCUGGGUUCAACCAGACUGAGACUCCCUCUUUAACAAUGGGCCUGGGUUCAACCAGACUGAGACUCCCUCUUUAACAAUGGGCCUGGGUUCAACCAGACUGAGACUCCCUCUUUAACAAUGGGCCUGGGUUCAACCAGACUGAGACUCCCUCUUUAACAAUGGGCCUGGGUUCAACCAGACUGAGACUCACUCUUUAACAAUGGGCCUGGGUUCAACCAGACUGAGACUCCCUCUUUAACAAUGGGCCUGGGUUCAACCAGACUGAGACUCCCUCAUUAACAAUGGGUCUGGGUUCAACCAGACUGAGACUCCCUCUUUAACAAUGGGCCUGGGUUCAACCAGACUGAGACUCCCUCUUUAACAAUGGGCCUGGGUUCAACCAGACUGAG
Molecule: messenger RNA, 9904 nt
Organism: Salmo salar (Atlantic salmon)
Lineage: Eukaryota; Metazoa; Chordata; Actinopteri; Salmoniformes; Salmonidae
Source: RefSeq, a predicted model, not a curated record